This is a messenger RNA of Penicillium salamii, 612 nucleotides long. NCBI's taxonomy places the organism in Eukaryota, Fungi, Ascomycota, Eurotiomycetes, Eurotiales, Aspergillaceae. The record is from the annotation of a GenBank genome assembly.
AUGCCCGAGCGGCACCACCGAAGACACCAUACCUGGCCCCACUGUGGCUCCGAGUUAUGCAUGCGUGAGCCCCGGCGCUUUGAGCUACAUGUGUCGAAGCCAGACGAUGGUCCUGCGGUCUAUAUCCCAUCUUUAGUUCAUUCACCAGCAGCAUACCCCGUCAUGUCAGAGGACUUGCUCUGCGACGACAUGGGAAUGCCGGAGCUAGCCCGGCAGCCAAAGCGGAUGCCUCGUCUCUGGUUCAGAUCGUCCGAUAAAUCAAGCAAUGAGGAUUUUUCGGUAUCGGGGUACUCGGGGCCAGCCUGGAAACAAACACCCCGGCGGGUAUUUCGCCGUUUGACUCGUCGACCACCUUUGAGUAAAAGCAGAUCACUGUUUGUCGUACCUUCAAACAUGAUGACCAUUGAACCGAACGUAAUGUCCGCUUAUAUUCCACCACAAGCCCUGGCUCACCAGAUUGUGGUCUCGGAUAGGGGGAAAACUGUCACCGCUGGGGCCGAUGCAGCACGUUUCAUGGCGGAGAGACGGCACCGCAGAUGCCAUUCCGAACAACCACGUGCAUGGAGAAGACCGAGUGCAACAAUUUGGCCACUUCGGGAACAGGAGGAAUAA